Oryzias melastigma (Indian medaka) is the source of this 1192-nucleotide messenger RNA. RefSeq names its product papilin. NCBI's taxonomy places the organism in Eukaryota, Metazoa, Chordata, Actinopteri, Beloniformes, Adrianichthyidae. The record is from RefSeq and is a predicted model, not a curated record. Gene Ontology annotation, cellular component: extracellular matrix. Gene Ontology annotation, biological process: extracellular matrix organization. Gene Ontology annotation, molecular function: metalloendopeptidase activity; serine-type endopeptidase inhibitor activity.
UGCUGGUCCUUGCAGUGCUCUGUGACUUGUGGAGAAGGGCAGCAGACGAGAGAGGUCAUCUGUGUGGGACCAAGAGGGGAACAUCUGCCCGACCACGCCUGCUCUGCACUAGCCCCGCCUCCUUCUGUCCAGGCCUGCCGCAGACCGGCCUGUUACUCACAGAUAACAUGGCACGUGACAGAAUUUGGACUUUGCUCCAGAAGCUGUGGCGGCGGCGUAAGAGAGAGGCAGGUCACCUGUCUUGAUUCCGAUCUGCAUCCAUACCCUGAGGAGCAGUGCGGAUCAGGAAGCAAACCCCCUUCUGUUGAGUCAUGCAACACUCAACCCUGUCAUGAGCCACAAACGGUUCCAAGCAUGCAGGACCCAAGUGCAUUUGAAAACACCUUCAGAGGAUACGUGCCUCAUGUUUUGGAAGAACCUGUAGAAAACUGUGUUUACAGCAGGUACGGCUGUUGCUUGGAUGGAGUGACUGUAGCUCACGGAUUUGGACGAGUUGGAUGUCCUGAGUAUCAGACAGCCGAUGUGUCGUUCCAUCCCGAAUCCGUGGUUGUGGAUUAUGACAGUAACUCCGUUCACUCCACGUACGUCUACAGGACCAGCGUCUACGGCGAGUGCUCUGCGCCGUGCAACGGCGGCGUGCAGCAUCGCAGCGUGGAGUGCGUGUUUCAGGACCGGGUGGUGGACGAGUCCUACUGCAUCACUCACCAUCUGCAGAAGCCACAGCUUCAGCAGGAGUGCAACGUGAAUCCAUGUGCGGAGUACAGCGUUUCUAGCUUCAGCGAGUGCUCAGUGACGUGUGGAGAAGGGCAGCAGACGAGGGAGGUGAUUUGUGUGGGAUCAAGAGGAGAGCACCUGCCCGACCACGCCUGCAGAGGUUUAGUCCGACCUGCUUCUGUCCAGGCCUGCUACAGACCUGCCUGUUACUCACAGAUAUCAUGGCAUGUAACAGAAUUUGAACUCUGCUCUACUAGCUGUGAUGGAGGUGUGAGGGAGAGGCAGGUCCGCUGUCUUGAUACUGAUCUGCAUCCAUACGAGGAGGAUCAGUGCGGACUAGAAAGCAAACCCCACUCGGUUGAGUCGUGCAACACUCAACCCUGUCAUGAAGCACAAAGUGUUCCAAGUGUUGAGGAUCCAGGGACGGAUGAGGGUGCAACACAAGGAUUCGUGCCUCAUGUUCCAGAAGAAUCUCCCC